Malania oleifera is the source of this 1499-nucleotide messenger RNA. RefSeq lists its product as uncharacterized. The record is from RefSeq and is a predicted model, not a curated record. The transcript is spliced from 7 exons. Gene Ontology annotation, molecular function: nucleotide binding. The coding region runs from base 187 to 1290 and encodes 367 amino acids. Lineage: Eukaryota; Viridiplantae; Streptophyta; Magnoliopsida; Santalales; Ximeniaceae.
GUGAAUUAUUUGACCUAAAAUCGCCUUAUCCGACGCUUAAACGAGUCGAAAUGAUUUCUUCACCCCGAUAAUUCACCUUAUCCGCCGGGAUUAUCCGAGCCAAACGGCUUUGACAGGUCUACCCAAAGGAACAAACAUGGAGCUCCAGCGGACGGAGGACAAGUGAGAGGAAGGUAAGAAGCUGCAAUGGUGGACGCUGUGAAGUACGGAAUCAUAGGGGUGGGCAUGAUGGGAAGAGAACACCUCAUCAACUUGUCUCACCUCCGUAACGAAGGCGUUGCUGUCGUCUGCGUCGCCGAUCCUCACCUCCCUUCCCAACAACUCGCUCUGGAUUUAGCUCAAUCCUUCGACUGGUCCCUCAAGGUUUUCUCAGGACACCAGGAACUUCUGGACAGUGGGCUUUGUGAUGUGGUAAUUGUCUCAACUCCAAACAUGACCCAUUAUCAAAUCCUUAUGGAUAUCAUUGCCCAUCCGAAACCUCAUCAUGUUCUGGUUGAGAAGCCAUUGUGCACGACAGUUGCAGAUUGCAAAAAGGUUGUAGGUGCUGCGAGUAAGAGGCCAGAUGUAUUGGUACAAGUCGGACUUGAGUACAGAUAUAUGCCGCCUAUUGCUAAACUGAUACAGAUAGUCAGGGGUGGAACACUAGGACAGGUCAAAAUGGUGGCAAUCCGGGAGCAUCGGUUUCCAUUUUUGGUUAAGGUGAACAACUGGAACCGGUUUAAUGCUAACUCAGGGGGAACUCUGGUAGAGAAGUGCUGUCACUUUUUUGAUCUGAUGAGACUCUUCGUUGGUGCAAAUCCUGUUCGUGUGAUGGCUUCUGGUGCUAUUGAUGUUAAUCACAAAGAUGAAGUUUAUGAUGGAAAGGUGCCAGACAUUAUUGACAAUGCAUAUGUAAUUGUUGAAUUUGAAAAUGGUUCUCGAGGCAUGCUGGACCUUUGUAUGUUUGCUGAAGGGAGUAAAAACGAGCAAGAAAUAUCUGUUGUUGGUGACAUUGGGAAGGGCGAGGCAUUUGUUCCAGAGAGUAUUGUGCGUUUGGGCACGCGUGUGUCUGGAAAAAGCGGUGUCCAAACUAUAAAAGCUGAGGAUGAGCGAAUAAAAUAUGAUGGGCUGCAUCACGGAUCAAGCUAUUUGGAACACCUUACCUUCCUGCCUGCAAUUAGAGCUAAAGAUGAAGGAGCUCCUGCUGUGAAUCUGCAUGAUGGACUGAUUUCAGUUGCUAUGGGAGUUGCGGCACAACUUUCAAUUGAGGCAGGUCGAUUUGUCGAAAUUGAGGAAGUCAUGGCUGCAUGAAACAGCAAGUAUAAUAGCAUGGAGUUUGUGGCUUCUUGAGUCGUAUGUGUCUCUUCUCAAAUCACAACCACACGGCUGUGGCAGACCAUCUCUCCUAUUAUAUGCUUGCUGGUUUUGUGAAUGUAGGUCGUGGUAUUGUAGAAUAAUAUGAAUCUUUGAACGAUGAACUAUUUGUAUUGAUGGCCAUAAUUGGAUCCAUAUUUUUAAAA